Meyerozyma guilliermondii ATCC 6260 is the source of this 1683-nucleotide messenger RNA. RefSeq lists its product as uncharacterized. Gene Ontology annotation, biological process: amino acid transmembrane transport. The record is from RefSeq and is a predicted model, not a curated record. Gene Ontology annotation, molecular function: amino acid transmembrane transporter activity. Gene Ontology annotation, cellular component: membrane. Lineage: Eukaryota; Fungi; Ascomycota; Pichiomycetes; Serinales; Debaryomycetaceae. The transcript has a single exon. Bases 1 to 1683 code for a protein of 560 amino acids.
AUGUCUCAACCGGUCACGACCACACUUUCGAUCUCGUCUUUUGUAUCUAAAAGACGGGAAGAAGCACUAAAGAAGGAUCAUAUAAUUUCAAUUGAACAAGUCGCUGAUGAUAGUCUAUCUGGUCAAGAUCCCGAGGUUGUCAGAGGCUUGAAGGCCCGUCACAUUCAAUUGAUUGCUCUUGGCGGUGCCAUAGGUACGGGUUUGUUUAUUGGCUCUGGAAGCGCUCUUAGUACAUGUGGACCAGCUCCGCUACUAACGUCGUACUUGGUGAUGGCUACGUGUGUUUGGCUCGUGAUGAAUCAACUAGGAGAGAUGGUUAUUUUCCUUCCACUCUCUGGCGAAGCCUCGACUUAUUCGUUGGCAAAAAAGUAUCUCAAUCGGCCACUUGGUUUCACAGUAGGUUGGAAUCUCUUUUAUGCCCAUGCAAUGGUGGCACCUAGUGAAGUGACUGCUUGUGCUCUCAUCAUGUCAUAUUGGACAGAUGCUAAUUCAGCAAUUUUCAUUUCAGUUUUUGGCAUCACAACGAUUAUCAUCAACUUCCUUCCAGUCCGGUACUUCGGAGAAAGCGAGUUUUGUGUUGCUAUCAUCAAGAUUUUAUGUAUCACAGGUUUGAUCAUACUAGGAGUUGUUAUUUUCUUUGGUGGUGCACCAGAUCAACAUGGCGUACUUGGAUUUCAUUACUGGAAACACCCUGGGGCUUUUGUUGAAUACCUAGUUCCGGGAAACACAGGACGAUUUUUAGCCACAUGGACUGCGAUUGUAAAGAGUGGUUUUGCUUUUGUAUUGACUCCCGAAGUUCUUGCUUCAUGCGCAGCCGAAGCACAGAAUCCUCGUCGAUCUAUGCCUAAAGCCUUCAGCAGAGUGGUCUAUCGUUUGAUCUUCUUCUACGUGUUCGGAGUGCUCAUUGUUGGAAUCAUCGUUGCAUCUAACAACAAGAGAUUGAUGAACGCUAUUGCUGCCGGUGAGUCUAGUGGCGCAGCAUCUCCGUUUGUAAUAGGAAUUCAAGAGGUGGGUAUAAAGGUUUUGCCCCACAUUAUUAAUGCUUGUAUCUUGACAAGUGCUUACUCCGCUGGUACAAGUCAGCUCUAUGCAGCUUCCAGAUCACUUCAUUCCAUGGCACUCAACGGCGAUGCGCCAAAAUUUUUUGCAACGUUGAACAGAUGGGGUAUACCGUAUUUCAGCGUGGCAAUAUCGUCGUUAUUCGUGUUCUUGGCCUACCUUAACUGUUCCCAAUCUAGCUCCACUGUGUUCAAUUGGCUCUCUAAUAUAGUGUCAAUCUCUGGUUUCAUCAGUUGGAUGUUUGUUGCUAUGUGCUAUUUAAGAUUCAGGACAAUAAUUGAUCACCAGGGCCUUAACGAAAGAGUUCCGUAUAGGUUUCCAGGUAUGAAGUACUUUGCCUAUUUUACAGGCUCAUUCUUUGGAAUUUUGGCUGUUACAAAUGGAUUUUAUGUGUUCUUUCCUCAAAAUUGGUCAACCAGCAACUUUUUUGCGGCAUACAUAACGAUUCUUUUUGUGGCCUCCUUGUACAUUGGAUCAUCGGCGUACUACAGGGUGUGGAGGUUUGUGGACCCUCUGGAUGUCAAUAUUUCUGAGCAACUUUUGCGAGUUGAGGCAGAGGAGAGAGAAGUGACAGUUCCGGCUCCCACUACAAUACUCGAGAAAGCUUGGCAAUAUGCCUUCUGA